AGAAUCGGUUCUGGAUUGAACAUUGCCGCGGACGGCUCGUAUGAUAGCAGGGGUUGUAGUGCUGAAAUUGGGAAAGUGGUCGUUACUGACCAGCUCACAAAGCUUAUAAUGCACACGGAGGUUUUAGAUCGGUCUCAGUGCGACAAUCAUAGCCCCUUGAUGGAAGUAGAAGGAUUGAGGAGGGCUUUGCAUUGGUUAAUUAUGCAAGGACUGGUAAUUUCGUCUCUAACGACCGAUAGGAGCCGUAGCUUUGGUGGAGUGUUGGCAGAAAUGGAGCAAGUUCAUGGGACCAAUAUUGAGCAUUACUUCGACGGGUGGCAACUCGCCAAAUGGUUAGGGAACGAGCUACGAAAGGAGUCCCGUCGCUCCGGAUGUGACGCCAUCGCUGGAUGGAUUGAGAAGACUAAAAGGCAUUUGUGGAAAUGUAUUGAGCAGGGCCCUUCCAGUGUGGACGUGAAGCACCGGUUUAAUCGUUGCCUGAUGCAUGUUAGAGACGUGCACCAGUGGGAGGAGGUCAUCAACUCCUCUUUACAACCUACAUAG
Ostertagia ostertagi is the source of this 543-nucleotide messenger RNA. NCBI's taxonomy places the organism in Eukaryota, Metazoa, Nematoda, Chromadorea, Rhabditida, Trichostrongylidae. The record is from the annotation of a GenBank genome assembly.